AUGUCUAUGCCAUGCAUUGAUCCCCUGCCUGAAGGCUGGGAAAUGCGUCUUGAUGAUACGACAAAGACAUAUUACUUCAUUAAUCAUAACGAUCGCUCAACUCAAUGGCAUCAUCCAGUGAGUCGUCUAGUUUACCGUCCAACAUUGGGAGGAGCUCGAGCUGAUGGACCACCAGCAAAUGGGCACAUGGGCAAAAGAAUUACGAUUGAACGGGCUCCGGUCGUAACUAAUAUUAGCGAAAGAGUUAAUCCACACCAGGCUAAUUAUUCGACGCCUACAACAAUUGAACCGUAUUCGGAAUUUCCUCAAAUCCACGCCGUCAUGACGAAGGCAAAACCCCUAACAGAGGAAGUCAAUCGGUUUCAAGGAUCUCCUGGUGACAAAGAUUAUAUACGGCUGAAUGAGAGUUUGGAGUUACUAAUCCUUGAGUUGGACGGCAUUGGCGUUGACGGUCAGGAAGAUUUGCGCAGUGCUCGUCGCGCAGCCGUCCGCGAACUCCAGCAAGUUCUUGAAAUGCUGGAGUUUCGAGGCUCCAUGUCCGGAGAUGCUGGCGGCACCAGCCACAGCAAAGACAACAACAACAGUGACGAGAACAAGGCCGAGGUGCAAGCCGACAGGACCGAGAACGAGGACGGUGAAGGCGCGUCUAAGGAGCAGGCAUAG
This is a messenger RNA of Dibothriocephalus latus, 663 nucleotides long. Lineage: Eukaryota; Metazoa; Platyhelminthes; Cestoda; Diphyllobothriidea; Diphyllobothriidae. The record is from the annotation of a GenBank genome assembly.